UGUAUCCUGACGCUAACUCUACCUUGGCCAGAGCCAUAUUUGCGUCUUUCUCUUAAAAAAUUUCAUUGAUGUUUUCUUAGUUGCUCUAGCGUUAUGAGUGAGCAGAGCAUUCUAUCUGAUCCCAGUAGCACUUUUCCUGUCGACCCCAAAACCCUUCGAGCUUGUCGAGUUUGUUGUCUCGUAAAGAGCCAGGAUCAAUUUUCCGAGUUUGGCUGUCAAAAUUGCUAUGAUGUCUGGAGUGCUGCUUCUGCUCUAGAGUUGACCACCCCCCAGUUUUAUGGACUUGUGACAAUGCUGGAUCCUGCCCAUUCAUGGGUAUCAAAAAGACAGAGAAUGAAAGGUAGGAGAAAACAAAAUCAAAUUAUGUUCCAGGUAUUUAUGCAUUAGAGGUAAUAGGCAAACUUACUGUAAAGGAAGCUAAGCAAAGAGAAAAUGCAGAUGCAAAUUGAAUAUAGCACGUCUUACAAGACUCGGCUACACGACAUAAUAAAUAAGUG
This is a messenger RNA of Schistocerca gregaria, 497 nucleotides long. RefSeq lists its product as uncharacterized. The coding region runs from base 94 to 387 and encodes 97 amino acids. Gene Ontology annotation, molecular function: zinc ion binding; RNA polymerase II complex binding. The transcript has 3 exons. Gene Ontology annotation, biological process: chromatin organization; positive regulation of DNA-templated transcription, elongation; mRNA processing. The record is from RefSeq and is a predicted model, not a curated record. NCBI's taxonomy places the organism in Eukaryota, Metazoa, Arthropoda, Insecta, Orthoptera, Acrididae. Gene Ontology annotation, cellular component: DSIF complex; nucleus.